This is a messenger RNA of Glossina fuscipes, 576 nucleotides long. It is a transcript of the gene Tom7, whose product is annotated as mitochondrial import receptor subunit TOM7 homolog. Gene Ontology annotation, cellular component: mitochondrial outer membrane translocase complex. The record is from RefSeq and is a predicted model, not a curated record. NCBI's taxonomy places the organism in Eukaryota, Metazoa, Arthropoda, Insecta, Diptera, Glossinidae. Gene Ontology annotation, biological process: protein import into mitochondrial matrix. The transcript is spliced from 2 exons. Bases 67 to 231 code for a protein of 54 amino acids.
UUUAUUUAUUUAAUGUGCUCUGAGAAAACAGUUCGUGAUUAAUUAAGAAAAAUUUACAUUUUCACCAUGGUUAUGUCUCCUGAUGUUAAGGAAAGACUAGAAAUUGUUUAUGAUGUAGCGAAGACUACAUUCCAUUGGGGUUUUAUUCCUCUGGUUCUAUAUCUUGGAUUCCGAAAAGGAGCUGAACCUGGUAUGCCGCCUUUAUCCAUUUUGAGUUUGUUAUGGCAAUGAAUGUAUUUAGGAAAACCGGUGAAUAAUUUCAAAUUUUAGCGUGUUAUUUACAUUUAAUAAAACAUUUAAUAUAAUGAUUAUAAAAAGAUUUAAUAUGAAUCUACAUUUUUCUUACAAACGCAUUAAAGAUUAUGAGAUAAGACAGCUUCGGGUAAUUCAACGUGUGCAAGUUGCAAUAUCAUAUAGGUAUCAUAUAGGUUAUGGGCAGUUCUGAUAUAAUUUGUCGGCAAGUUGAUUUUUAAUAUUUCUCUGAUAUGGAAUAAGUAUAAACUAAACCAAUGAAACAUGGCUUAUAGUUGUUAAUUCCCUAAACUAGACUUUCAAUGUUAGGAAGUUAUGACACUG